Molecule: messenger RNA, 944 nt
Organism: Drosophila biarmipes
Lineage: Eukaryota; Metazoa; Arthropoda; Insecta; Diptera; Drosophilidae
Gene: 140up
Product: RPII140-upstream gene protein
Exons: 4
Coding region: 72-857 (261 amino acids)
Cellular component (GO): mitochondrion
Source: RefSeq, a predicted model, not a curated record
CAGCACUGGAGCACCGGCAAACAGCUGAUUUUGUUGUUUUCAUUUCACUUUAUUAUUUAACGCUCUAAAAAAUGAGUUUCUUGUGGAAAGGACGCCGGUUUCUGAUCGCCGGGAUCCUGCCGAUCAUGGAAAACGGCGCCGACGACAUAAAGGACAAGGAAAACAAGACCUACAAGGCUUUCCUGGCCAGUAAACCGCCGGAGGAAACGGGUCUGGAGCGCCUCAAACAAAUGUUUUCCAUCGACGAGUUUGGAAGCAUAUCCUCCGAGUUGAACUCCAUUUACCAGGCCGGCUUCCUGGGCUUCCUCAUUGGAGCCAUUUAUGGAGGAGUUACACAAUCGCGCGUGGGCUACAUGAAUUUCAUGGAGAACAACCAGGCGACAGCCUUCAAAUCUCACUUUGAUGCCAAGAAAAAGCUGCAGGAUGAGUUCACAGUCAACUUUGCCAAGGGUGGUUUCAAAUGGGGCUGGCGCGUGGGCCUCUUUACCACCUCCUACUUUGGGAUCAUCACCUGCAUGUCGGUGUACCGUGGCAAAUCCUCGAUCUACGAGUACCUGGCCGCCGGUUCCAUCACCGGCUCGCUCUACAAGAUGAAUUUGGGACUGCGCGGCAUGGCGGCAGGUGGAAUCAUUGGAGGCUUCCUGGGCGGAGUGGCUGGCGUGACCUCGCUGCUGCUGAUGAAGGCUUCCGGCACCUCGAUGGAGGAGGUGCGCUACUGGCAGUACAAGUGGCGACUCGACCGCGACGAAAACAUCCAGCUGGCCUUCAAAAAGCUGACGGAAGACGAAAACCCAGCGCUCUUCAAGGCGCACGACGAAAAAGUACCCGAAGAGGUGUCCCUGGACUCGGUCAAGUGAGUUCAGUCCUGAGUUUUUUAAGUAGACGCCAGUGUAAACUUAGUUGAGUUUUUUAAUUUAAAUAAAUUGCAAAUAUGUCCAUCUAAA